Apus apus (common swift) is the source of this 2006-nucleotide messenger RNA. RefSeq names its product CCM2 like scaffold protein (gene CCM2L). Bases 45 to 1760 code for a protein of 571 amino acids. Lineage: Eukaryota; Metazoa; Chordata; Aves; Apodiformes; Apodidae. Gene Ontology annotation, biological process: heart morphogenesis. The record is from RefSeq and is a predicted model, not a curated record. The transcript is spliced from 10 exons.
GGCGGUGGGGGCGGCUGUGCCGGAGGCAGCACCGCGGCCCUGCCAUGGACUGCGAGGCCAAGAAGGGCAAGAAGGGCUUCGUGUCGCCCAUCAAGCGGCUGGUGUUCCCCAAGGCUGCCCGCAGGCCCGUGCCCCGCAGCAGCGUGUACCGCCGCCCGCUGCACUCCGUGCCCCUCUACCCCCCCGACUACCUGAUCGACCCCCAGAUCCUGCUACAUGAUUAUGUGGAGAAGGAGGUGAAGUUUUUAGGUCACCUGACAUGGGUAACAGCGUCUCUGAACCCCUCCAGCCGGGAUGAGGUGUUGCAGCUGCUGGACACGGCCAGGCAGCUGCAGGAGCUGCCGCUGCAGACGACGCCGGCGCAGGACAGCAUCCUCAGCCUCUCGGCCCGCUGCCUCCUGCUCACCUGGCGCGACAACGAGGAGCUGAUCCUGCGCAUCCCCACCCACGAGAUCGCCGCCGCCUCCUACCUGCGCGACGACGCCCUGCACCUCCUCAUCCUCAAAACCGGUCUGGGAGUGGACCCAGUCCCCGCUGGAGCACACCCCGAGGCAGCCCCGGCCGGCGUGCCCGAGGCCUUCCCCACGGAGAAGCGUGCGGGGGGCUCGUGGCCGGCGGGGGGCCGGCUGGGGGGCCCGAUGGAGCGGCGACACACCAUCUGCAGCCUGGACUGGCGGGCGGCGCGGGGCGGGCAGGAGGGCCGGCAGGGCGGCAGCCUGGAGAGGCGGCGGGGCGGUAGCUGGGAGCGGCGGCAGCGCGGGCGGCCCUCGGGCAGCUGGGAGCGGCGGCAGCCCGGUGGCGGCAGCUGGGAGCGGCGGCAGCCCGGUGGCGGCAGCUGGGAGCGGCGGAGAGCCGGCACCGCCGGCGGCAGCUGGGAGCGCGGGGCCGGCUUUGGCAGCUGGGAGCGGCGGCACGCUGGCAGCAACCCCCUGGAUCCCCAGGAGCCCUGUCCCGAUGCCUACUCCAACCUAGUCAUCCUCGCCGUGCCCAACAGGGAUGCCGGCGAGGAGUCCUGCGCCCUCAUCUGCCAGGUCUUCCAGAUCAUCUACGGGGACCAGAGCAUCGAGUGCGUGGACCGUGCCGGGUACCACUACACCUCCACGCCCACGCGGCCUUGGCUCUCCAGCAGGAGUGAGAGCUGCCGCACCGACGGGACGUACGGGUACGACGCCGACUUCAGCUGCUGCAGCUCCUUCAAUGGUUCCCACGAGACCUUUGAGGCAUAUUACAGCGGCGGCUCCUCGCCCUCCUUCCACCGCUCGCACCACAGCCUGGCCACCGCCUGCAGCAGCAGCGACCAGAGCAGCGCAGGGCUGGAGCAGCUCCAGGACUACAUGGUGACGCUGCGCAACAAGCUGUCACCACAGGAGAUCCAGCAGUUCGCCGUCCUGCUCCGCGAGUACCGCCUGGGCGCGCCGGUGCGGGAGUACUGCGGGGAGCUCCUGCGCCUCUACGGGGACCGCAGGAAAUUCCUCCUCCUGGGAAUGAGGCCCUUCAUCCCCGACCAAGACAUCGGAUACUUCGAGACGUUCCUGGAGAGCAUCGGGAUCCGGGAGGGCGGGAUCCUCACCGACAGCUUCGGCCGCAUCAAGCGCAGCAUGAGCAACACGUCGGCCUCGGCCGUGCGCAGCUACGACAGCUGCUCCCUGCGCUCCGAGGCCGAGUCCUUCAACCGCAUCAUCACCGACAUCACCCAUGACAUCGAGGCGCUGGCGCGGGAUGAGGAAGAGGAGGACCAGGAAGAGGACAACUACCUGUGAGGGUGUGCUGGCACCCCACCAUCCCCUCCCUGUUGCCAGCUGUGGUGCUGCACCCCCCAAGCCCAGACCUGCCAGGUGCCCAGCUCUGCCCUGGGGAUGUUGUCCCUCUCUUUGUCACCGCUGGAGGACACAGGGGCUCUGUGCUGUCCUGGCAGCCCUCAGCAGUGCUGAUGAAAUCGCAGGGCAGCCACGGGGGAGCCCCCCGGUCUGCAAUGCCAUGUGCUGUAAUUUCUGCAGAUCACAAUU